AUGAGACCAGACAUCGCAGUCGUCGCGCUGGCGCUAUUCGCGCCCGCGUGGGCCGCAGCCGUCGAUACCGGACUUCACGGAUCAGAUGUCGCAUUCCUCGCCCCCAAAGCAGAGCGCGACAACUCCCAGCAAGACGAGAAGCUGUGGAAGCGCAAGGGCGGCGGUGGAGGCGGCGGUGGUCGCGGAGGAGGUUCAUCAGGUGGGUCCCGCUCGGGAGGUGGUGGUCGUUCUGGCGGUUCCUCUGGGGGCUCCAGUUCAGGCGGCUCCGGCUCCAGUUCUGGCUCGGGUUCAAGCUCAUCCAAAGGUGGUACAGGCGGCAGCACAGGAGGUUCGAGAAGCGGCGGUGGUGGCAGUGGUUCCAGGUAUGGGUCCUCUGGACAGUCCCGGUCCGGUUCGUCGAGCAACAGGCAAACUAACAGCGCAUCAAGCACUGGGAGAGGCAGCGUCCGCGACAACGCUGGCGGAGCGACAAGGUCGGGCAGCGGCCCUGCGCCGGCUUACGGCGGCGGCAGGUACUACGGCGGUGGCGCAACGGUUCCUUACAGGGCCGGCGCAAGGAGUGGCAGCAUGGUGCCGUUCUUCUUGGUCGGUGGUGCUCUGGCCUUCUGGCCGGGCCUCUGGCUUGCCGGCGCACACAUGUACCCGUACAGUUACCCUUACCGCUACUACAACGAGACCGCACGCGCGAACCAGACGAAACCAGUGCUCUGUGGUUGCGCCGACAACCAGCCUUGCGGUUGCGAAGAGAACAACGCCACCGAUUACAUGAACUCGCUCCUCGGCAACGGAAGUUACAACGCUCUGAACAAGACUGUCGUCAACAUUGGCGAGGUGAAUGGCACUGAGACUAUCCUCAUUAACGGCACCCUGCCCAACGGCACAACUGCGGCCGGCGGUGACGACGAGGUUGGCUCCGCCGCCUUCCGCACUGCUGUGGAGACGCUCGGUUUCUGGCCCGUCGCCGCGGUUGUUCUGGCGAUGGUGUUUGCCGCAUAA
This is a messenger RNA of Colletotrichum spaethianum, 996 nucleotides long. RefSeq lists its product as uncharacterized. Bases 1 to 996 code for a protein of 331 amino acids. The record is from RefSeq and is a predicted model, not a curated record. The transcript has a single exon. Lineage: Eukaryota; Fungi; Ascomycota; Sordariomycetes; Glomerellales; Glomerellaceae.